Molecule: messenger RNA, 3386 nt
Organism: Arachis duranensis
Lineage: Eukaryota; Viridiplantae; Streptophyta; Magnoliopsida; Fabales; Fabaceae
Product: serine/threonine-protein kinase EDR1
Biological process (GO): protein phosphorylation
Molecular function (GO): protein kinase activity; ATP binding
Source: RefSeq, a predicted model, not a curated record
UUUCAUUUCGCUAACACUGCGUGGCAUUUUCGUAAUUCUGAUCAAUUCGCAGCCCACUUUCCUUAAUUCUUCACCGUCGCCCCAACACUUCUUCCACUCUCCGAAGUUUUCCCUCCCCACCAACACUUUCCUCUCUAGUCCCUUCACCCCUUGACCAUCCCACAAAGACCACAAAGAAACAAAGGGGCCACGCGAAACUGGGAGAGAAACAAAGAAAAGGAAAACAAAAGGAAGGAAACUCGACCGAACUGAGGCUCCAAUUCGAGAAAUCAGUGUUAGAAAUCGAAAAUUUUCCGUGAUCUAGUUUUCCGUCUCUGAGCUGAAUGAGUGAAAGAGGGAAAAAGGAGAAGCAAACGGAGAAAAAGGAGAGAAUGAAAAACAUUUUCAAGAAGCUUCACAUAGGGAGCAGUAGCCACGAUCCUAACCGAUCCAGUGAGAUUCCGCCAACUGUCCCCUCGCCGUCGUGCGCCACUGAUCACCGUGCUGCUGUAGCAUCACAGAAUACUGGCGUAUCUCCGGCAAGCCCGUCGCCGUCGUCCUCUCCCUCUGCGGCACCGUCUGUCGCUCCAUCUGGUGUCGGCGGCGCCGCCGCUGCGAUCGUCAACCGGCAGGACUUCUUCUCGUCGGAAGAGGAGUUUCAGGUGCAGUUGGCCCUAGCAAUCAGCGCUUCGAACUCGGAUUUCGGUGGCGAUCGCGAGAAGGAUCAGAUCCACGCGGCGACGCUGCUGAGUCUUGGAGGACACCGAAUUGAUUCGGCGAGGAGCAAGGAUGAGGUUGCCGAGGCGCUGUCGAGGCAGUACUGGGAUUACAAUGUGCUUGACUAUGAGGAAAAAGUGGUCGAUGGUUUUUAUGAUGUUUUUGGGCUUUCUGCUGAUUCUGCAAUGCAAGGAAAGAUGCCAUCCCUAAGAGACCUCGAAACAGACCCUGGGGAUUCUAGCUAUGAAGUGGUCAUAGUUAAUCGAACAGUUGAUCCUGCCUUGGAAGAGCUAGUGCAAAUUGCACAUUGUAUUGCAUUAGACUGCCCUGUCACUGAGGUUGGUAUUUUGGUACAAAGGCUUGCUGAACUUGUUACAAGCCAUAUGGGUGGUCCUGUAAAGGAUGCUAGUAUUAUGUUGGCAAGAUGGACGGAAAGGAGUACGGAAUUAAGGACAUCACUUUCAACAAGUUUAUUGCCUAUUGGGUCCUUAAAUAUUGGGCUCUCUAGACAUCGUGCGUUGCUUUUCAAGGUAUUGGCCGACAAUAUUAAGAUGCCUUGUAGGCUGGUAAAAGGUAGUCAUUAUACUGGUGUUGAGGAUGAUGCUGUCAACAUUAUAAAGUUAGAGGAUGAAAGUAGUAGUCAAAAUUCUGUAUUAAGAAAUCAUUCACCACCAUGGAAUGAAAAAUUAUAUUUUGAAAAGCCUGAGUAUGCACGACCUAGCUUGGGUUUCAGCAAAGACGCUGGUGUUGGUCCUUCUAAGAUACCUAAUAAAAGAAAUACGGAAAUUUCACCACCAUACUCUGGUGCUUCUCUGUACAAAGGGACUCUUGGAAUGAAUGCAGUUGGUGAUGGGAUGAGAUUAAAUGUAAAUGUUGUACCAUAUGCUCAGAACAACCCCAAUGAUUCUCAUAGCCUUUUUGCAGAUCUUAAUCCAUUUCAGAUAAAAGGAACUGGGAAGACAUCUGUGCAUAAUAUACCUGUUGAAAAUAAAGCUCCUGAGCUCCAGAGUACAAGAAAAAAUACUAUUCCUGGGCAACCCCCUGUACCAUGGAAGAAUUGUUAUGCUUACAAUGAAGUUUCCAGGAAAAAUAAUCGUAAUCCUAAUGACUACAGUCCUACAUUAUUAGUUUCUAAUAAUUCUUCCGUGUCUGAAAAGGUUAAUCUCAGUGGUAGAAAAUCACCAUACAGUUCAAAUGUAAAUAAUAACAUAAAUGUUCAAACUCAACCACAAGUUACUGGUUCCAUGAUAGCACCUGCAGCAAUUGAACAGAACUGGAUUCAGGAUCUUAAUGCUUAUCACAAUGGGGGACAUGUGGAGCAUUCUCAGAAUGUCAUGUCAGAGGCUUUUAAAGAACAUGAAAACAGUGAAAUCAGAGAUAUUGACUGGAGGGCGUGCACACAUGACAGAUUCAUGGGAAGCAAUUUAAAACUAAAGGAACCAGAGAGUCCUAGUUCAUCAGUUGAUUCUAUUUCAAACAGGCCCAGGGUUGAUCCAAAUCCACCAAUGUUGGAUGAUGUAGAUGUUGGUGAAUGCGAGAUUCCAUGGGAGGAUCUGGUUAUUGGAGAAAGAAUUGGUCUAGGUUCAUAUGGCGAGGUAUACCAUGCAGACUGGAAUGGCACAGAAGUUGCUGUGAAGAAAUUUUUGGACCAGGAUUUUUCAGGUGCUGCCUUGUCUGAAUUCAAAAGAGAAGUAAGGAUAAUGCGUAGACUGCGUCAUCCAAAUGUUGUUCUUUUUAUGGGUGCUGUUACCCGUCCCCCCAAUCUUUCAAUUAUUUCAGAGUUUCUUCCAAGAGGAAGCUUGUACCGAAUUCUUCACCGGCCUAAUUGUCAGAUUGAUGAGAAACGAAGGAUAAAAAUGGCUCUGGAUGUGGCCAGGGGAAUGAAUUGCUUACACACUAGCACACCAACUAUUGUUCACCGUGAUCUGAAGUCCCCAAAUCUUUUGGUUGAUAAGAACUGGAAUGUUAAGGUAUGUGAUUUUGGUUUAUCACGCCUGAAGCACAACACAUUUCUAUCAUCCAAGUCAACUGCUGGAACGCCUGAAUGGAUGGCUCCUGAAGUUCUCCGCAAUGAACCCUCAAAUGAGAAGUGUGAUGUUUACAGUUUUGGGGUCAUCCUGUGGGAGCUUGCGACUCUAAGGUUGCCAUGGAGUGGAAUGAAUCCUAUGCAAGUUGUUGGUGCUGUAGGUUUCCAGAACCGUAGACUUGAUAUUCCCAAGGAAGUUGAUCCUUUAGUUGCAAGAAUAAUCUGGGAAUGUUGGCAACAGGAUCCAAAUUUGCGUCCCUCUUUUGCACAGCUCACAGUGGCACUAAAAUCCCUUCAGCGUCUAGUUAUCCCAUCUCAUCAAGACCAGGUAGCAUCACCUUUGCCGCAGGAGAUUUCUGUAAAUUCUACCCCCUGAAAUGUCUCACUUUCUCAAGUGUCAAUAACUAGGCUAUCUUCGUAGUUUACUUAUGUGAGUAUAAAGUUAUUAAAUGGAACAAGAGAACAAUAAGAGCCAAAGAAAAGAAUGAUUAAAAAAGAAAGGAAAAAAGAUUAUAUGAAAUCUUGUAACGGCAAAUAUUUGUGUUUAGAAUUGUAUCAAUUGUUGCUGCAGCCAAAACUACUGCAGUGCCAUUUUGUAUGUAUUAGCAUGUCCGAGGAACCAAAACUCGGUAGUAUAUGUAAAUUGCUGUACCUCAUCUCCAAA